This is a messenger RNA of Colletotrichum chrysophilum, 1164 nucleotides long. RefSeq lists its product as uncharacterized. The record is from RefSeq and is a predicted model, not a curated record. NCBI's taxonomy places the organism in Eukaryota, Fungi, Ascomycota, Sordariomycetes, Glomerellales, Glomerellaceae. Gene Ontology annotation, molecular function: nucleotide binding. The transcript has a single exon. The coding region runs from base 1 to 1164 and encodes 387 amino acids.
AUGGCGCCCAUCCGCAUCGCCCUCAUCGGCCUAUCCGCCAGCGCGAAAACAUCAUGGGCCGCGGAAGCUCACCUCCCAUACCUCCUCUCCCCACGCGGCCGGCAGCACUACGCCGUCGUCGCGCUUCUCAACUCCGGCGUGAACGCAGCCAAAGCAGCCCGCUCGCAUUUCUGCCUACCAGAUAAUGUCAAAACUUACGGCGACCCCGAGCUCCUCGCGCAGGAUCCUGAUGUCGACCUCGUGGUCUGCUGCACGCGCGUCGAUACGCACUCAUCCCUCAUAGCUCCCUCCGUUAGAGCGGGUAAGGCAGUCUACAUCGAGUGGCCUCUGGCUGAGAAUCUGCACAGCGCGGAGGAGCUUGCUUCGUUGGCUGCGGAGGGCGGUGGAGGCGAGAUCGUCGGGCUCCAAGGGCGCGUUGCCAAGGUCGUGCUGAAGAUCAAGCAGGUCGUGGAGUCUGGGAGGAUAGGGAGGGUGUUGGGAAGCGACGUUGAGGCGUACGGGAAUCUGCUGGGGCGUGACGAACUUCCCGCGGGGCUGGCGUAUUUCGCGGAGCGGAGGGUGGGCGGGAAUCCUGUUACGAUCGCGUUCGCGCACAUGGUUGACUACGUGCACCAUGUUCUUGGGGAGUUUGAGGAGGGCUGGGAGAGUCGGAUGCAGAUUCAGCGAGCUCAUUUGAAGCUUAUCGGGGAUGAGGAGGAGGGGAUGGUGAGAUCUGACGUGCCUGAUUUCAUUGCGGUGCACGGCGCGUUGAAAGGAAGAAAUACGGUCGAGGGGGCGACGUUGGCUGUAAGGUUCCGGAACGGGACGCCGUUUAAGGGCCGGCCGGGGUUGGUGUGGAGGAUUGUGGGGGAGAAGGGGGAGGUGGAGGUUGAGAGCCCGGCUGGGCCAUAUCUGCAUUCGGAUUCAUACGACGAACCGAUCGGGAUCAGGGUUCAUGACCAUCAGAGGGAUGUUGUGGAGGUGGUUGAGUGGGAGUGGGAAGACUGGCAGGAGGAGUUGCCCGUGAGGGCAAGGAACGUUGGGGAGAUGUAUGAAAGGUUCGCGGCGUGGUUUGAAAAUGGGAAGCUUGCUGGCAAAGAGAAUUGGCCGGGGAUUGAGGAUGGUUUGGUGAGGAUGAAGGAGUUGGAUACUUUGUUCAGGAGGUUCGAUGAUCAGUCCGUCUGA